UUCGUCGCACUCACGAAUUUAUCUGUUCGGUGUUAUCUAAUAACUGACGGUAGUGUUGUGAAAUUCAUGUUUGAUUGAUAUGUUACAAUAACAUAAAGCUUUUCAUAGUAAUAAAUCGAUAGUAAGUGCAAAGUGUCGUUGAAAAAAAGAUGUCCCGCGCUCAGGAUGCGAUUGCCUUAUUGCGGGCUCUCAAGCUAGUCGCAGAAGCAUCGGUAAAAACUCAAAAUGCCUACGCUCGUCACCUGUGGGCCAAUUCGAGCGUCCGGGAACUACUGGAGCAACAGCUUCGGCAGGGUGAAGAUUCAGUCAAGAAGAUACUGCAGAAUCCAACCGAGGAACUGGAAAAGGCAGGCGGACUGUUAAAGGAUACACUGGAACGAACAGCGGUGGUAGCGGAAGGACUGAAACAGCUGACGGCGAUGGCAGUGCCGAAAGUAAGCGGUCUUCAAGGAGGAUCGUCAAGUUUUGCGAGCGGAGAAUCCAGUGCCGGACAGGAAACUGGAGCGACCGGUGACAGACCGUCGGAUAUUGGAAACCUGGACAUAUCCAAAAUAACGCUCAAAGAACUAGAAGCAAUUCUAUCUGAACAUAACAAAAACCGACAGAUUAACCUCACCUUCGAAGGCGACAAACGUAAAGCCACUAUACCCGAAAAAUGUCCGGAUCCAGUCGUAACGGUGGACAGUCAAGCCAAACCACCUACAAGCAAGCCUUCACAGUCGGUAACGGCUGGUGAAAAGCAGGUUGAACAAAUGAUGAAAAUCGUCUCGUCAUACGAUUCAUUAAAACCUACAGAAAAGUCCUCUUCGCCCGCGGCAGCAGCUGCAGCAGCAGCCAUCGAUCUACCUCAGCUUAGUGUCGUUGCGAAACAGCGCAAAGUUCCGUCGUCCCGAAUGGCUCGGUUAGCCUCGUUCGGUACCCUAUUUGCCGGAUUGGGUAUCGGUACUGUAAAUGAAUUAGCUAAGGGUGCGCUCGGUCUGGGAGGUACCCUGGAUGCUAAGGAAGCCCUUUUCAGCCCCAGUAAUGCGGAAAGAAUUGUGGAUACGCUGUGCAAAGUUCGGGGAGCGGCUCUCAAGCUAGGACAAAUUCUCAGCAUACAGGAUUCGAACAUUGUCUCGCCGCAGCUUAUAAAAGCGUUCGAAAGAGUUCGUCAGGCCGCAGACUAUAUGCCCGAUUGGCAGGUUGAGGAACAGUUGGUCGGUGGGUUGGGAGUUGACUGGAGAAAAAAGUUGGCCAGUUUCGAUCAGAAACCUUUCGCAGCAGCUUCUAUCGGACAGGUGCAUCGUGGCGUACUGCACGACGGGACGGAGGUUGCUAUCAAAGUUCAGUAUCCGGGAGUAGCGAAGAGCAUCGAAAGCGACAUCGAUAAUCUGGUCUCGAUGCUCAAAGUGUGGGAUGUUUUUCCAGCUGGGUUCUUCAUCGACAAUGUGGUGACGGUUGCGAAGCGAGAGUUGGCCUGGGAAGUGGACUACCACAGAGAGGCCGAGUAUACAGAUCGCUUCGGAGAAAUGAUACAACAUAUGCCGGAAUUUCGGGUACCUAAGGUAAUAACGGAAUUGACGUCGGCCAACGUACUUACAACGGAGUUGGUUCCCGGUGUCCCCAUGGAUAGGUGUCUCAGUAUGAGCCAGGACCACCGCGAUCACAUCGCACGUUCGGUUAUGAAGCUGUGCCUUAACGAGUUGUUUACUUUCCGCUGUAUGCAGACGGAUCCCAAUUGGUCCAAUUUUCUAUACGACAGUGAAACGCGAAAGAUCAUGCUAAUAGACUUCGGUGCAACACGGUUCUAUACUAAAACUUUCAUGGAUGACUACAUGCGGGUUAUUCAGGCAGCCACUAGAAAUGAUCGACAGAGUAUACUCGAGCUGUCGCGCAAAAUGGGUUUCCUUACCGGCUAUGAAUCGGUAGCUAUGGAGAAAGCCCACAUCGAUGCCGUAUUGAUUUUAGGCGAAGUGUUCAGCGUCGACGGCGAGUUUGAAUUUGGGCGACAAAAUACAACCAAAAAGAUUGCUUCUCUCGUUCCGGUUAUGGUCGCGCACCGUUUAUGCCCUCCGCCGGAGGAAAUCUACUCGCUACACCGGAAGUUGUCGGGAGUCUUUCUGCUGUGUGCUAGAUUGAACGCAAAAAUAGACUGUAAACCACUGUUUGCCGAAGUUUCGGGAAAUUAUACUUUUGGAUGAAUUUGACUAAAAA
This is a messenger RNA of Topomyia yanbarensis, 2193 nucleotides long. It is a transcript of the gene Coq8, whose product is annotated as atypical kinase COQ8B, mitochondrial. Gene Ontology annotation, molecular function: kinase activity. Gene Ontology annotation, cellular component: extrinsic component of mitochondrial inner membrane. The transcript is spliced from 4 exons. NCBI's taxonomy places the organism in Eukaryota, Metazoa, Arthropoda, Insecta, Diptera, Culicidae. The record is from RefSeq and is a predicted model, not a curated record. Gene Ontology annotation, biological process: ubiquinone biosynthetic process. Bases 150 to 2180 code for a protein of 676 amino acids.